Molecule: messenger RNA, 708 nt
Organism: Paramecium pentaurelia
Lineage: Eukaryota; Ciliophora; Oligohymenophorea; Peniculida; Parameciidae
Source: the annotation of a GenBank genome assembly
GAUGGCAUAAUACCACUAUUUAUUCAAAUUUAUUAUUGUAGGAGAUGGAAGUGUUGGAAAGUCUUGUAUUUUGUUGAGAUACACAGAGAAAUAAUUUCGAGAUGAACAUGACACUACAAUAGGAGUUGAAUUUGGAUCUUAAGUUUUUGUAAAGAAUGAGAAAACAAUAAAAAUAUAAAUUUGGGAUACAGCAGGAUAAGAUUCUUUUAAAUCAAUAACGAGAUCUUAUUAUAAAGGGUAUAUAGUAAUAAAUAUAGUUUAGAUCGAUAGGUGUAUUACUUGUUUUCGAUAUCACAAACGAGGAAUCAUUCCACAAUGUAUUAAAGUGGUAUAAUGAAGUAAAUGAUUAAGCUGCUUCGAAUUGCUAAAUAGUGUUGGUGGGCAAUAAAGUUGAUUUGGAAUAACAGUACAUAUUAUACACUAUUUAUAUAUAAUAGUCGUAAAAUAUCGACUCUUUAAGCUAAAGCAUUUGCUGAUCAAUACAAAAUGCAAUACAUUGAAACAUCUGCAAAAACUAAUUAUAAUAUUGAUUAAUUAUUUGAGAAUACAGCCAUGGAAAUAGUUGACAAAAUAGAAAAGAAAUAAAUUGAGUUUACUACAGAAGUAUGAAUAAAAUUAUGAAUAUUAAUAGGAUAGUGGUAUAAAAUUAGGUAAUUACUAUUAAUAAUAAAAUACAAAAAAAUAAGAAGAUGAUUGCAAAUGCUGAUU